Moesziomyces aphidis is the source of this 4311-nucleotide messenger RNA. The record is from the annotation of a GenBank genome assembly. NCBI's taxonomy places the organism in Eukaryota, Fungi, Basidiomycota, Ustilaginomycetes, Ustilaginales, Ustilaginaceae.
AUGCAGAGCCCCGCUCCUGCGGGCUCCGCCGCCUCGGCACCCCCCAUCGCACUCUCGCCCGUAGAGAGGAGCGCCUUUGCGCAUCUCUUCAACCUCGCCGAUCCGGAGCGCACCGGCAUCGUCACCGGUGAUGCCGCCGUCUCCUUCUUUGCCAAGUCCAAGCUGCCCCCGCCCGUCCUCGGUCAGAUCUGGGCCAUGGCCGACAGCGCCAACAACGGCUUCCUCACUCCGCCCUCCUUCAGCAUCGCUCUCCGCCUCAUCGCUCACGCACAGCGCGGCGAGCCCGUCACAGACGCCCUCAUCAAGCGUCCCGGCCCGCCUCCCACCAUGGAGGGCGUCAACCUCCCGCUCACCGCACAGCUCACCGGCUCCCAGUCCGCCGCUCCCGGCGCCACCAACAUGCCCGGCGUCAUCGAGAUCAAGCCCGAGGAUCGCGCCCGCUACACCCGCAUCUUUGCCAACUCCGGCCCCUCGGGCGGUCUCAUCGACGGCGACCGCGCCAAGGAGAUCUUUGUCAAGUCCAAGCUUCCCUUUGACAAGCUCGGCGCCAUCUGGAACCUCGCAGACACCCAGGCACGCGGCGCCCUCGAUCUCACCGACUUUAUCAUCGCCAUGCACUUCAUCCAGAACACCAUGAACGGCUCCCUCAACUCCAUCCCCGCCGCCCUCCCGCCUGGCCUCUACGAGCAGGCCAAGGGCUCCGGCGGCGUCGGUUCGCGCGUCGUACCCGGCUCACCUCUCGCUGCACAGAACACUGGCGGCUCGGCAUCCGGCUUCGGCUCUGCCAUGGGCAUUCAGCGUCAGAUGACCGGUUCCAACUUCCAAGCUUCCUCGGCUUUCCAGUCGCCCCAGCAGACAAUAUCCCCUCCUGCCGCUGCUCCUACGGCCACCGCUGCCGCCCCAGCGGCUGCAGCUCCCUGGGACGUGACUCCCGAAGAAAAGGCUCGCUCCGAUCAGUUUUUCGACGGCCUCGACGUCUCCAAGAAAGGUCGCCUCGAUGGCGCCGCCGUCGUGCCCUUCUUCAUGCAGAGCAAACUCACCGAGGCCGUGCUCGCUCACGUCUGGGACCUCUCCGACGUCACCCAGACCGGCACCCUCUCCAAAGACGAGUUCGCCGUCGCCAUGCACCUCAUCAACGCCCAGCUCGCCGGCAAGCCGCUGCCACAGGAACUCCCCACCACGCUCGUCCCGCCCUCGAUGCGCAGCAUGGAUCUGCCCGCCGCCGUCAACCCGCACCAGUCCGACACCCAGAAGGACCUCUUCUCGCUCAUGGACGACGACCCACCCGCGCCCACCAUCUCGGCUUCGUCCGCUUUCAUCACUCCCUCCCCCGCCGCACCAGUCGUGCACAACCAACCGUUUGGCGUCGCCCCAGCCCCCGCUGCCACCACCGCACAGCGCUCGGCUCCCGGUCCGUUCGACGACGACUUCUUUGGCGCAUCCGACGCCACUCCCAGCGCUCCAACGCCUUUCCAAUCCAGCCAGCCCGCAGCCGCAACCCUCUCGCCCGCGGCCACCGGUGGCAGCUUUGGCAGCGCAGCCGCCUUCCGUUCGCCCGGCAUCGCCUCGCCCACCGGCGUAGCUUCGCCUUCCGCCUCCACGUCGCGCCUCGGCACCGCCUUUGGCGCAGGUGCAGCCGCCACUGCUGCAGGCGCCGUCGCUGGUGCCGCUUUCGGCUCGGGUUCGGGCUCGGGAUCGGCCACCGCCACCGACCAAGGCGCCGAUUUCGGAAACAAGUCGCUGCAGCUGCAGAGCACCGAGAAGGCCGUGUCCGACCUCCAGUCCAGGCGCGCCACCCUCGAGAGCUCCGUGGCCACCAACGCUUCGACGCUCGCCGAGCUCGAGUCGCGUCUCUCCACCGUUCGCGGCCAGCACGACACCGAGUCCAAGCUGGUCAAGGACCUCGAGGAGCGCUCGCAGAAGCAGAAUGCGGAGCUCAAGACGCUGCGAGAGGACGUCAUCCGCGAGGAGAGCGAGCUCAGCGCGCUCAAGGCCGAAAAGGACGAGCUGGAGCAGGCGCUCAUGCGCGACCGCGAGGACGUGCGCGACAUGAAGAAGCGCAUGAACGACGUGCAGACCGAGACCAAGUCGCUCAAGGAGCAGCUCGACAAGCUGCGCAAGGACGCCAGGCAGCAGAAGGGCCUCGUCGCCAUCAGCAAGAAGCAGCUCGCCACCGCCGAGGCCGACCAGGAAAAAGUGGCCGGCGAGAUCGAGGCUGUGCAGCGCGGAGACGUCGAGGCGGCCACCGAGCACAAUGCCGCGCCCGCGCACGCCGAGGCGGUGACGAGCCCGGCUGCAAGCGUUCGCAGCACCAAUCCCUUUGACCGCUUCGGAACCGGCGCGAGCGCUUCCCCGCAGCCGGGCACGCCUGCGCUGCCUCCUGCCGGUGCUAGCCACCAUGGCGGCGUCGGAACGGCUCUGGCAGCUGGCGCCGGUGCCGGCGCGGUGCUCGGUGGCGUUGCUGCGGCAGCUUCCCACCACGACACCGAUGUGCCUCACACUGGCGUUGCGGACGAAGCAGUGCACGACGCCGAUCCGUUCGGCGUUCAGCACACGCAGCAGCCGGCACAGCCUGCGCAGAGCCUCGGCUUUGACGACGCCUUUGCCGUCCCCGGCGAAUCCACCACCGAUGCUCCGGUACAGGCAACCUCGGCCGACUUUGACGACAACUUUGGCGACGAUUUCGGCGCGGGCACUGCUGCUCCCACUGGCGUCGUUGCGGACAAGGCUGAUGAGCCUGUUGUGGGUGAUGAGGUUUCGCGCGUCGCAGAGCCGGCGGCUGCGGGCGGGCUCGCUGCUGACAGCUCCGACGACGACGACGACGGGCCCGAGGACGUCAGCGGCUACAAGGGCCACGACACGGCCGGUGCUGCCGAACGCUUCCCCGACAUCGACGAUUCGACGCAGGAUGUUGGCGCGGCGGCUGCGGUCGAGCCCAAGCACGAGGAACGCACGGUGCCAGGCGGACUGGAGGACGUUACCGCUGCCAGUGUCGUAACUCCUGCCUCGUCGGCUCCCGUCGACCCUUCGGCGAUCGGAUCUGUAGCGGGCGAGCGCACUGCGUCGACGACGUCGAUCGCGCCCGUAAGCCGCCAGGAGACCGGAGCCCCCGCCACCCCCGCCGAAGCCGCUUCGGAAGUCGAACAGACUCCGGCUGCUGCGGCUGCGGCGGGUGGGCUGGGUGUUGCAGCUCUCGCUGCUGGUGCGGGCGCUCUGACGGUGGGCGAGCGAGGCACUGCGGAUGUGCAGCCCGAGGUGUCGUCGCCGACGGACGACGUGCCGCUCAGCCAACUCAUGGCUGCGCAAAACCCCAAGGCUGCAGGCGUGGAGCCGUCGGUAAGCCCGAGCUCUUCGAUCAAGACAAGGCGUGCGCCGCCGCCCGCACCCGUGCGCAGCGGGACGGCGCUCUCGGCUGCCUCGCCUGCCGCGGCGCCGACGGUGCUAGCUGCCGAGCCGACGAGCGGUACGGCGGCGCCUGUCAAGCCGGUGGAGGCGUCGACGAAUCCGUUCGGCAUGGACGACUUUGGCGCGGGCGCGAAGCCGCACCCGACGCAUGGGGAUAGCGGCAGCGGCAGUGGGUUCGACGACUUUGACUCGGCCUUCGAGGAUCUCGGUCCGUCCGAGGCGGUUCCGAAUGCCGCAGCUGCCGGCACAGGCGCGGCAGGUGCAGUGCCACAGAGCGGCUUCGACGACGCGUUUGACAACGACUUUGACUUUGUGCCGUCGUUCAGCACGGGUGCUGCGGGUGCUGCGGGUGCGGGUGCGGGCACGGCAACCACUCGAGCCGUUCCUGCCGCCCCAACGGGAGGUCAGAAGGAUACGUUUGACGAUUUCGAUGCGGCGUUCGACAGCGCUCCCACUUCCACCGCCACCGCCGCCGCUCCUGCUGCUGCUGCUGCAGUUGCGACCCAGACUGGGACGACGUCCAACACUGCGUCUGGCUUCAGCUUUGAUGAUGCGUUCGACCCGGCGGCCAGCACAGCUGCGCCUGCGGUGUCGAUUCCCGCAUCGACCGCGAGCACCUCUGCCGGUGCCGGUGUAAGCUCACCGACGGCGGCGGAGGGGACGUAUGCGCCGCCGCCUGGCCCUCCUCCUGGUUUCAACGCUCCGCCCGCGGUGCCUCCGCGCUCGAGCGCACGCACGGCGACGGACGAGGCCGAGGACUACACCGGUGCGCUUCCCGACGACGCUGGGCCGGUCAAGCAGCUGUGCGGUAUGGGCUUUACGCGUCAGGCCGUGAUCAAUGCGCUGGAGAAGUCCAACUAUCGCACCGAAAAGGCGCUGGAACGACUGCUCGCCUCGACCAACUAA